This is a messenger RNA of Calliphora vicina (urban bluebottle blowfly), 1875 nucleotides long. Its product is annotated as cytochrome P450 6a9-like. Lineage: Eukaryota; Metazoa; Arthropoda; Insecta; Diptera; Calliphoridae. The record is from RefSeq and is a predicted model, not a curated record. Bases 167 to 1690 code for a protein of 507 amino acids. The transcript has 2 exons. Gene Ontology annotation, molecular function: monooxygenase activity; heme binding; iron ion binding.
UAAUCUAUAAAAUACCUAGUUGAAGAUCAACCAUUUACUUAUCCAUUCCUGUUAUACUUCUUUAAACAAUAUCAGCUCUCUGCUUAAAAUAAAUAAUUUUGUUUAAAUACAUUUUUCGGUUUUGUUAAUUUGAAUAUGUUUAGUUAAUUAUCAAACCUAGACCGCAAUGUUGAUAUCGUCAAUUUUAUUGGGGUGUUUAGUCACCCUACUUUCGUAUUUCAUAGUUUUCAUGAACAAACGUUUAAAUUACUGGCAGUCUUUGGGCAUAGCCAGUGAGAAACCAAAUUUUUUGUUGGGAAAUUUUACUGGUUUAAGAUCAGAAAGAUCUUUUACCGAAAUAUGGUUGGCGCAUUACAAAAAAUUUAAAGGCACUGGGCCGUUUUCGGGUUUCUAUUGGUUUAGCCAUCCGGCUGUAUUCAUUCUGGAUACAGAACUAAUGAAAACUAUAUUGAUAAAAGAGUUUCAUAAGUUUGCAGAUCGUGGUUUCUUUCAUAAUCCCGAAGAUGACCCCUUAACCGGGCAAUUGUUUAUGUUGGAUGGUGCCAGAUGGAAGAAUUUGAGGCAAAAGCUAACACCCACAUUUUCAUCGGGUAAAAUAAAGCUGAUGUUUGCCACAGUCAAGAGAGUGGCUGAGGAAUUGGUAAUGGCUUUGGAGAAAAAGUCCAAGGAAGAGGCUGAUAAUAUAGUUGAGCUAAGAGAUAUUUUAGCUAGAUUUGGCACUGAUGUUAUAGGCUCUUGUGCCUUUGGCAUAGAGUGUAAUAGUUUAACUAAUCCCGAGGCAAAAUUCCAUAUAAUGGGUAGACGUUUGAUGACCGAACAACGUCACGGUCAGCUGGGCAAUGCUUUGAUCUUUAAUUUUCCCAAAUUUGUAAAAAAAUUACAUUGGAAAAUGAUACCUGAUGAUAUUAGUGAGUUCUUUAUGGGCUUGGUAAGGGAUACCAUCCAAUAUAGAGAAGAAAAUCAAGUCAAGCGCAAUGAUUUCUUAGACAUGUUAAUGGAACUAAAAGAUAAUCAAGUUAUAAAAACUGAAAAUGGAGAGGAAUCCACCAAACUAACUUUGGGGGAAAUGGCAGCCCAAAUGGUUUUAUUUUUUACAGCCGGCUUUGAGACCUCUUCAACAACUCUAGGCUUUAGCUUAUAUGAGUUAGCCAGGCAUGAAAACAUGCAGCAGCAAUUAAGGCAGGAAAUAAAUGAAGUCUGGUUAAAAUAUGAGAAAAAUUUUAACUAUGACAGCUUAAAGGAAAUGAUCUAUUUAAAUCAAGUUAUACAAGAAACUCUACGUUUGUAUACCGUGUUGCCCGUUUUAAACCGCUGCUGUUUGGAGGAUUUUCCUGUACCCGGUCAUCCUAAAUAUAUCAUCAAAAAAGGCAUGAAUGUACUUAUACCUGCCAUAGCUGUCCACAGAGAUGAAGAGUUUUAUCCUUUAGCCAACGAAUUUAAUCCAGACAAUUUUCUGCCCUCUAAGGUUUUGGAACGUGAUUCAAUUUUGCAUUUACCCUUUGGAGAGGGACCCCGUAAUUGUAUUGGUUUGCGUUUUGGCCAAAUGCAAACCCGUUUGGCAUUGGCUUUUUUGGUGCAAAAUUUUAAAUUUUCGGUUUGUGCUCAGACUCAAAUACCGCCAGUUUUCGAUAAAAAUUCUUAUUUUCUGGGUGCCGAGAAGGGUGUUUAUUUGAAAGUUGAGAAAAUUUAAUGGUGUUUUUUUUGUGUUUUUAAUUAUUUCAAGUGCUAUUUAAACAUAUGUUCAGCAUCAUGAAAUGGUGUGCAUAAUUGUUUGACUAUAUUGUGUAUUCAAUAAAUCUAAAUAUAUUUUUUUUUAUUGUGAGCUCAUUCAUGAGAUCAUUUUUAAUGUAUUGGCUGUAUUGUAAAGUAUUUUAU